AGUAGAGACCGUUGCUGAUGGGCGUAUCAACCCAAUAAUGUCCGAAUGGAUGUGAAAAAUAAGGAUGCGUCCACCAUCAUCCCAACAGCCCCGGGAAUUUAGUGAUUCACCAGGCCGUACCGCAGGUUAAUCCCGACAUUUGACGAUGGACUCUUCCUCUUCUUCUCCCCCACUUCAAAAUUGCCACGCCAAUCAUCCCGCAACUUGUCCACUUCUCGUUAAUCACCAUAAUCACCAUCAGUGUCUUCAUCAAGCCUCAAACGUUGAGGCCACUCCAGCAUGAAUCCUCAGAAUCAUCGAGCCCACCAGUCACUCGUCACAAAUUACCAGCCGAUCCUUGAGUUGGCAUUUGACAAAAUGCCAGUCACCAUAGCUCAUCGUCCACAAAUAUUGUGGUCAUAGCAGUCACAUCGAGCAGCAUUCAGCAUUCACCAUUCUGACGGCACCACGGGCAUCAAUAUCUUCUCAUUAAUCCAGGGGAGGAUCCUGCUCGUGUCAUUGAUCCACUUAUCAGUUCCACCAGUCCGGUAUCAACUAAUCUGGCAUUCACGGAGGUAUUCGUCGAGCAAUGUGUGUUCACAUAACUCUGUUGCUCACUUGUCAAUGUGGCAGCAUCCCGAUCCUCGGAAAAUGCAGAUCAACCUCACGGGUUUUCUCAAUGGAAAAAAUGCUAGGUCCUUCAUGGGAGAAUUGUGGGACCUACUGGUCUCUGCACAGGAAAGUGUCACAGGAAUUCCUGAGGCAUUUUUACAACAGAAGAAAGAUCAGAUUAAAAAACGAUUGGAGGAGCAAGAAAAACUUCAGGCAUCAAUUGCCGAGAAGGAAAAGGAGAAGGAAAAGGAGAAAGAUGAUGCUGAUAAAGUGAAGAAAGAGGAGAAGGACCGGGGUGGCUCUAAAGAAAGAAAACGAGAGAGGAGUCGAGAUCGUGACAGAGAUAGGAGUAAGAGGAGUCGUUCCAGGGAUCGUCAUCGCGACAGAGAUCGUUCCAAUCGCAAACACACAUCUAAAUCACCCAGCAAACCAUCAACGAAAGAUAAUGGCAAGGAGAUGCCCGAUAUGAAAAGCGAAAAAGAUGGAUCGCCUCAUUUGGAAAACGUUAUCCCCAUGAUGCCUAUGAAAACUAAACCAGAAGCAGCUGUAGCGAUUUCUCGACUACAAGCGAAACUGAUGAGCAUAGCGGACGGUAAAAAGAAGACAAAUCGUUCUCCCUCCCCGGAAAAUGAAAAGAGCGCACCAAGAAGUGGCUCAAAGUCACCAGUGAAGUCUAAGAAAUCGAGAUCAAAAUCUCCCGUAUCGAAGAGCCGAAAGUCUCGUUCACCAGUGUCAAAGACACGCAGAUCGAGAUCAAAGAAUCGUCAUUCAAAAUCAAGAUCGGUGGAUCGUUCAAAAUCCAGAAGAACAAAAUCAAAAUCACCAUCGAGACACUCACGCUCACGCUCACGCUCCAGGAGCAAUGCGCGAAAUAAAUCACGUAAAUCACGCUCUGAUUCGAGUGACUCAAGAUCGAGCAAAUCGCGCUCCAAGUCACCCGAUAAGCGUCGAGACCAUGGAAAGAGAAAUGCAAGUACUAGCAGCAGUUCUGACAGUGACAGGGGAAAAGAUAAGAAUGAUUUUGAGAUUAGAAAGAAGAAGGAUGGCAUCCAAGCGAAGAGAUCCUAUCGUAAAACUAAUAAGGACGAUAGUGCGAGUGACAGUGACUCUAGCCGUGAGAGAAAAUCUGGAGGAAAGAGGAGGAGUCCAUCCCCGAGGAAAGAUCGCGAUAGGUCCAAGGAACGAGACCGGUCACGAAAUCGAUCCCGCGAUAGGAAUCGGAGGCGAUCAUCGCUGGACAGAGAGAGAGACAGGAGGCGCGAUCACGACAGAGACAGGGACAGGGAUCGUCCGGAGAGAUAUAGUGGGACUCGCAGUAUGAGACCUCCAUCCUCUCGCAGAGCCCCAAGCUGGCGAAGAAGUUCACCUCGUAGAUCACCCCCACGAUAUCGUCGUCGAUCCCCGAGCCCAGGACGUCGCCGACGCUCACCCGAUCGUCGGCGUCGUUCCCCAGAGCCUCGUAACAGCCGGCGUCGCUCACCGGACAACCGUGACAGACUUAGCAGGUACGAUAGAUCAUCAUCACGUGAUAGAUCUAGUCGACGUGAUAACUCGAAAAAUCGUCGCGACAGGGAACGUAAGUCGCGCUCUAAAGAGCCAACAUCCUCACUCGAUCGUUCCAAAGAGACUAAAAAAUCGCCGGAUCAGUCUAAAGACAUUAGGGACAAAUUUAAGGACAAGCGAGGCAUUACUGAUGAGAAAGCCAAAGAGCCUGUUAUUCCUCAGCGAAAGGAAUUGAAAAAUGGAAUGUCCAAGUCGAGUAGCUCCGAUAGUAGCGAGAGUAGUUCCUCCAGUGAUGGAGAACAGCCCAUUAGAAAAUCACCGGAAGGCAAAUCAUCCCACGAUCAACGGGAUCAACGUGACAGGGAAUUAAGAGAGCAACGAGAGCGUGAACACGCGGAGGAGCUGAAGAGACGGGAGAAGGAGAGACUCCUGAAGGAAGAAGCUGCAAAACGUCAGGAGAAAGAGAGCAAGAAAAUUGAGACAGUGGCAGCGAAAAAGACAGAUAUUCCCGUGAAGAAAUCUGUUUCAUCGUUGCCACUGUCGAGGCAUCGAUUCUCUCAGAGUCUUUCCCGUACCCCAUCACCAUUCAAGAAGACCGAGGACAUAAUUGCAGCUGCCUCAAAAUCAAAGUUAGUGCCAAAAGAUGGGAAGGAGGAUUCCCCCAAGACUGGGACGACAGCUGAGACUUUCCAGCUGCGAAAGGACGAGAGAUCAAUGAAAGCAAUGAAGCCUUUGGUGGAUGAGAAGAAGGGAGUGAAGCCUCUGGAGGCGUCAGUCCUUAAGAAAUCUUUGGAGAGUGUCAAGAAAAUGAGGAAGGAUCGAGACGAUUCUUCGGACUCUGAUGACAGUGAGGAGGAGGUCAGAAAGAAGCAGAGGAAGUCUGAGAAGUCAAGAAAAUCACGUAAAGAUUCUAGUGAUGACGACCAUUCAGAUAAAGGGAGCAGCUCUGAUUCCGAGGACGAGAGGAAACAUUCAGAUUUGAAAAGAAAUAAAGAUGCCCCACGAAUCGACUCAAUUGAUGAUCGCUCGAAAGAUAAGAAGGACGUUAAAAAGCGUGACGUCAGUCUCAGUGACUCUCGGCGAAGAUCUAAAAAAGAAAUUGAUGAAGAAUUGAAGAAAUCUAGAAAAUCGAGGAAGGACUCAUCCUCGGAUGACGAAGAGCCGAAAUCUAAAAAAUAUAAGAGUGAGGAGGACAAAGCCAAGUCGAGAAAAUUGAAAAAAGAUUCUAGCUCGGAUGACGAGCCGAAGAAAUCUAGGAAACGACGUGACAGUUCCUCGGACGUUGACAAGUCGAGAUCGAGAAAAAUGCAGAAAGAAUUGAUUACUGAUGACGAGGGCAGACCCAAAGUGAAAAAAUCACGCAGAGACUCGAGUUCUGAGGAUGAGGAGGUUCCUGAUAAGGACGCGAAGAAGAAACGAAAGGUCGAUGACAGCUCAGACGAGGAGAAAGCCAAGAAAAAGAGGAAGAAAAAGUCUAAGACGAGUUCAACUGAGUCAGAGGAUAGCGAGGUAGAGGAGAAGAAGAAGAAAAAGGAUAAGAAACAUAAAAAACAUAAGAAGCAUAAGAAGCACAGGAAGCACAAGAAGAAGAAGCAAGCGGAUUCAGAGGAAUCUGAAGCGAGUGAAGGUAAUACCGAAGAGCUUGAAAAAAAACUUCGUGAAAAAGCAUUGAAAUCAAUGAAAAAGGCACACAGUAUGGACGGAAGCGACUGAACAUUCUGUUUUUUUCCUUUUUUUUUUCUUUUAAUAAAAUUAACAACGUAUACUAGAAAUCGUAUGGGAUUAUUUUACGAUGUAAACUUGGAGUGACGAGAAAUAAGAGAACAAUGAUUUUGAUGUUGUCUACUGGUAAACUCACUUAACUCUGGACCCAUAAAUACACGAAUUAACAAUAAUUGGUCCCCAGAGAGUUGAGUGUGAUCUUCAUCAUAAUAAAAAUAAUGUCAAGUGAACUUCUGUAAAAUGAUGAAUGAAUAUUUAAUCACUGCAAUAACGAUGUCCAUAUUCGAAUUUGUAAAUUGCAACAAUGAACUUUUGCAAUUAAACUGUAGAAAUUUAGGAUCACAUCUUAAUCCCCAUUGUCAUAAAUAAAUGAUUAUAAAUA
Fopius arisanus is the source of this 4198-nucleotide messenger RNA. RefSeq names its product serine/arginine repetitive matrix protein 1 (gene Srrm1). The record is from RefSeq and is a predicted model, not a curated record. Gene Ontology annotation, biological process: mRNA processing; regulation of mRNA splicing, via spliceosome. NCBI's taxonomy places the organism in Eukaryota, Metazoa, Arthropoda, Insecta, Hymenoptera, Braconidae. The transcript is spliced from 9 exons. Bases 604 to 3807 code for a protein of 1067 amino acids. Gene Ontology annotation, molecular function: RNA binding. Gene Ontology annotation, cellular component: spliceosomal complex.